This is a messenger RNA of Anoplopoma fimbria (sablefish), 1224 nucleotides long. It is a transcript of the gene rasd2b, whose product is annotated as RASD family member 2b. The record is from RefSeq and is a predicted model, not a curated record. Bases 1 to 1224 code for a protein of 407 amino acids. NCBI's taxonomy places the organism in Eukaryota, Metazoa, Chordata, Actinopteri, Perciformes, Anoplopomatidae. The transcript has 2 exons. Gene Ontology annotation, molecular function: GTPase activity; GTP binding.
AUGACGCGGAUGAGUCACUGGGUGGAGGAUGGUCUAUAUAAAGACGACUACAUCAGCCUCCCGGCCGGAGACAAGCUUAUGAAAGGUCAGAUUGCAGAUUCUGCCCACUUUGUUGCGUGGAGCCAAGGACCAACGAUGGAGAGAGGCAGCAGCAUCAUCUCCACCCAGACCACCUCCAUCCCCGUCAGCUGCUCCACCACUGAUGGGCCUUGCACCGGCUCCUCCACAGUCUUGCUGUCUUACAAAAACGCAUCUCAGCAUCUGACUUCAUUGGGAAUCAAAACGGGAUUGGGGAUCCUUAAAGUGGCCUCGUCUCAGUGGAAACAGGACAAGAAGACCCGUUCAGGUGUGAGGCCACUGUCCACAGCCAACAGCAGCCAUCCCUGCAAGAAAUCCACACUUGAUCAUCUGGCAGCUCUGGUUCUCCACGGACAAAUCAGACAGCAACACAUCGGGGAGGAGCAAGCAAAGACCAAGCCUCAGAACUGUAAACGCAUCGUGGUCCUCGGUGCUCCGCGGGUCGGGAAGACCUCCAUCCUGAGGAGAUACUUUAGGGACGGGUUUGUGGAGGAUUACAGUCCCACCUCGGAGGAUUUCCUCAGGAAGCUGUUUCGUAUCCGAGGAGAGACUUACCAAAUCGACGUCCUGGACGCGUCCAGGGAGCGGGCUUUCCCAGCCAAGAGGCGGCUGUCUAUCCUCACCGGAGACAUUUUCCUCCUAGUAUUCAGUCUGGAUGACCGGAGCUCUUUCGACGAGGUCUGCGCCCUGAGAUCUGAGAUACUUGCAGCUAAAUCCAAGCUCACCAAAUCCUCUGUUCCUCUGGUGGUCUGCGCCAACAAGAUGGAUAUCCCGAAGUCUGAUAGGGGAAUAUCUAAGGCAGAGGUUCUUGAAGUCCUCGGUGAUGACUGCGCCUAUUUUGAAACAUCUGCAAAGGAAAGCACGAACUUGGAGAAAGUCUUCGAAACCUUGGCGACGCUAGGCGGGCUUCCGACUGAAACUGGCCCGUCUCUGCACCGCAAACUCUCCCUCCGUUCAUACCAGGCGAUGCGGACAGGCCGGGUGUCGGGGACGGGCAGUCACACCCCGGGGGGGCGAGAUGAAGCCUGCGGUGCCCUGCACCCACUGGCCCGUCGGCCGAGUUUUAGCACGGAUCUCCGACAGGUUAUUGGGCCACAUACUGCAAGAAAGACGGGCAAAGCGCUGGAGAAAUGUCAGAUUCAAUGA